CGCGAUAAUCAAGUGGCCGAUGGUUGUUGCCUACACGAUCGUCAACGUGCCGCAUCUUUGCUGAAAAAACUCGCGAGCUCGGUAAUCGCUCAUUUAAAUCAGACCCGAGUAAUUAUCAGAACUAAAAUUAUGUCCAGAUCUUAUUUAAUUUAAUUCCAAAAAUUUAAUUAUUGAAAAAAUCCCGUAAUAAACGCAGAGAUGGAGUUCAAUGUGGGUGAUGUACCCCAGAUAUCAACAGAGCUCGCACGAGUGGUUGAGAUCAUGAUGUCACCAAAUGUACCACAUCAACAACGACUUGAUGUUUAUAAUGCAUGCGAACGUUUCAAAGAAACAUCACCGUACUGCGCGCAAUGCGGAAUGUAUUUAGCACAGAAAUCACCAAACAGGAGCAGUGUUGUGCGUCAUUUUGGUUUGCAGUUGAUGGAGCACUGCAUCAAAUACCGCUGGCCCCAGAUAUCUCAGGCGGAAAAGGUUAUAAUCAAAGAAAGUGCUAUGAAGUUACUGCAGGAAGGCGUUGAGACGAUGAUGCAAGAGGAGACACAUAUCAAGGACGCUCUGUCACGAGUUAUUGUCGAGAUGAUAAAACGCGAGUGGCCACAGCAGUGGCCGACUCUGCUGGCCGAGCUCAGCCAGGCUUGCACACGUGGCGAGAGCCAGACAGAAGUUGUUUUGCUGGUUUUUCUCCGCCUGGUUGAAGAUGUUGCUCUGCUGCAGACUUUGGAAUCUAAUCAGAGACGCAAAGAUAUUUAUCAAGCGCUGACGACUAACAUGGCAGAGAUAUUCGCCUUCUUUUUGAGACUCAUGGAGCAGCAUUACAGUGAAUUUCAAAAGAAAAGUGACGUUGGUAAUGUCACUGAAGCUGCUGCGCACAGUAAAGUUGUUCAGGUGGUUCUAUUGACAUUGACCGGUUUCGUAGAAUGGGUAUCAAUAAACCAUAUAAUGGCUGACGAUGGCCGUCUACUUCAGAUCCUCUGUCUACUGCUAGGCCACCGGACAUUCCAGUACGCCGCAGCGGAAUGUCUUCUUCAAGUAGUAAACCGCAAGGGAAAAGGUGACCGUAAGCCUCUAAUGCUUUUGUUCACCGAAGAAGCACUGCGUUGCAUCUACACAGCAGCAGUAACUCCAGUGUCACAUUCAUCUCACGAGUCCCAUGAAAAUCAUUAUCUGUUUCUAAAAAAACUCACCCAAGUGUUGACGGGGAUGGCUACUCAACUGUGCACACUCUGGGGCAAAGAAGAUCUGUCAAUGAGUCGCCCAGCCCACUUCAGUCUUUUUCUGGACACGGUUAUGUCAUUUACAGUCCACGCAAGCUUGACAUUAAACCAUCUGGCGAACGCUAUAUGGAUAAUGUUGUUCCGACAUGACCAAGCGAAAACAGACACCCUGCUGCUGACGUAUGUGCCAAAGUAUGUAGAAAGUAUUGGGCCUAAAUUGAUUAAAGUGUCGUACCCAAGUGGGCACACUAACGGCAUGACCGCGUACUGUCUAAGUGAUUAUGACUCUGAGGAAGAAUUCAUUGUCUUCAAUCAUCGCUUCCGUAUGGAUUUACUCGAAGGCUUGAGACAUGCCACGAUGGUAGCGCCGUUGGUCACAUUCGCGUACGUCCAAGAGUGGCUGAAGACUAAAAUAAACCAGGGGAUGGCCAAUGUCCGCUACGCAAGUAAUCCUAAUGACGAGGUAUAUUAUCAAUGGGAAGCUCUGGCCCAAGCACUGGACUCGGUGAUAUCAAGAAUUUUACUGGUCAACGAACGACCAAGUGUACAAAAUGGUUUAACUCUUCUAGAACUCUGUCUUGGAUACUCGCCAGAAGAUCCAUGGCUACUUUCAGCUCUCUUGUCUUGCAUAUCAGCGCUUUUUGUCUUCCUCUCGAUGUCUACAGGGUCAAUGGCAAUGCCAGGGGUAGCGAUACUUCCAGAAGUACUGAAUAAAAUAUUCGCAGCUCUAGUUUUUGAGCCUCCCGGUGAAUCUAAAGGCGAGCGAUCGAAAGGUACCAAGUGCGUACGCCGUCAUGCUGCUAGUCUUAUGGUUAAAAUAGGAAUCAAAUACCCGCUUAUACUGCUCCCAGUCUUUGAAAUAAUUCAUACAACGGUACGUAGACUGAUACAGUCUGAAAAACUGACACGAAUGGAAAGCGUUACUUUAUACGAAGCCUUGGUCUUGAUUUCAAAUCAUUUUUGUGACUACGAUAGACAGUCGCGAUUCAUUGCCGAGACUAUUCACGAUGCAUCCAGGGACUUUAUUUUACUUGGCGCGCAAGCAUUUAAAGGACCUGAAGAGUUCAUCAGUUUCGUAGGACUGAAUACUCCAGUAGUGGACGACCGGUACGGUCACAAUCGUUCUAAUCUCAUGUACUGCAUCAACACGAUUCUCAGUGUUGUAAAACGCUGCGCGAUUCCUGAGGAUCCUGACCGCGCUACCAGAGGCGGCUUCGUCGUCGGACACAGCGAAAAUGGCAACCCGGUGUACAGAAAUCCAGCCGCAUCCAACAUCAUUCCCGUCCUGCCUACUCUGUUUGCUCUUGUACGCGCCAUGAAUGCUCUGUUCACACCGGCAGCGCUGUCAUUGCUCGCGGACGAUUACAAAAAAGCGUACGAUCUAGUUGAGACUGAAAGAGCCCAUCUGUUGGGACUGCACGUCAGCAGUAGUAAUCUUGAACAUGCUGCAGAAGCUGACCAAUCUUCUAGUAGCCCGUUACCGAGAAUGCAGCAAUUUUUAUCUACCAUUCAUGACAAUUGUUAUCAUAUGCUCGGCAGCGGUUGUCAUACUCUCGGUAGAGAUUUUUAUUCACUACCUGGUUUAUCUAUUGCUUUACUUAAUUCUGUUUUUUCUAAUAUGGAGGUAAUUCCGGAUUAUCGUCUACGACCAAUAAUACGUGUAUUUUUAAAACCGUUUAUUUAUUCCUGUCCUCCGGCAUUUUAUGAAAGUGUUUUGGUACCGAUAUUAACUCAUAUGUCAACUCACAUGUAUCAUAGAUUAAGCGCUAAAUGGCAAUACAUGACAGCAUUGUACGAAUCUGGUGGCCUGGAUGAAGAAAAUACAAACGAGCAGGAAGUUAUCGAGGACAUGCUCAAUAGAAAUUUAACCCGCGACUUUGUUGACGUACUGAAAGUAACUCUCGUCGGUGGCACGGCAAGCGAUGCAGCACCGCCAGACUCAAUGGAUCAGGACAUAUCGAGCAUGGCCGUUGAUCAAACUCCAGUAAGAGGUAACAGCGUUAUCGCCGAAGUUGUCAGCGAACUUGGAGCUUGUGUUUUACGGAUUCCUUCAACUUGUCACAGUGUCGUUUUAUGUGUACUUGGAGCAUUGGCUUGGAAUGAUUCAAAUGCUAGCUUGAAAGCGACCAUGCUGACUGGACCAAUAGUACGAGCACUGGCAGCUAAUGGAAGUUUGACCCCAGCGAUGGCAUCUCAUAUUAUGAUAGCAGUUCUCCAAGGUCUUCAAUUACACGGUCAGCACGAGGCGAAUCAAGGCUCGCUGAUAACACUCGGAGCGCAGAUUUACGAGUGUCUCAGACCCAAGUUUCCUAAUAUUAUUGAAGUUCUGCAACAAAUACCAGGUGUCAGUCCAGCAGAUCUCCAACGUUUUGAUGAAAAAAUGGCGGUCGUUAGUACGAAAGGAAAUAAUAAAGUUGAUAAGGGCAAAAAAGAAUUAUUUAAGAAGCUUACCCAUCAGUUGAUGGGAAGAAGCAUCGGACAAUUGUUUCGCAAAGAAGUUAAAAUAGACAACUUACCAAAAGUAGAAGUCAUGGGGAAGCCACAAACUCAGCGUGUUGAUGAAAUAUCUAAAACUGCAGCUGAUACAGGUUUGACUGCUCUGUUUGCUGGACCUACGUAGCAAAGAGUUACUGACAACUGUGCGUUGCACGGUUGGUCUGACUCUAUAAAUAACUUUAAGUUAUUAUAAACAAUAAGAAUAAUAAUAAUUAUAAUUAUAUUGAUAUAAUUAAAACAAAAAAUAAUGUAUCAGCCUUUGGAAGAGUACGGAUACGCAGGAGAGACGCUCGUUCAUAAGACACAAGAUCCCAACGGGUUGUUUAUGUAAUGCCAUGGAGCCUCUUUCGCUGCUGGACGACGAACGGCUCGUACUUUUACAUAUUAUUUUGUUAAUGUUCUAUUGUCUAUUGCAACAACCGAUUUAUAAUAAUCAGUGCGUCAAAAAUUUUUUUAUUUUUUUUUAUUUUCAUCGCAUUUUAAAAUCCAAUUUAAUUUGUUGUCAAAAAGGAUUUUUUUUUUUAAAUGAACUGAAUUUCUGUGAAUUAUUUUCAGAAUAUUUAUUUGUUAAUUUCAUUGUAUUGUUUUCUUUAUUUAUUAUUAUUAACUUUUUGUUUAACUAAAAUUAAUGAGAAUUGUUAUUCAGUAAAAUUUUUAACUCUAUUAUUUAAUUAUUUUAAUUAAUUUGAUUAUAUUUUCAAAAAUAUAUUAAGAAAUUGAAUUGCAAAAAUAAUUUAAAUAAUAGAGUUUUGUUAAAACAAAUUUUAAAUUCACCAUUGCUAUUUUUUUUAUUUUUUAUUUAUUUGUAUUAAAAUAUUUUUAAAUUUCCCGCAAAUUCGGUAGCUAACAAAUUUCUACCAAAAAAACGCCUGAAGAAAAAAUAAAAUUCAUUAAUUUUUAAUCAUUCCAUUUAAAAUUUAUGUUCGAUUGAUGCAUUUAUUUAUAAUUUGUUUUUAAAAUUAUUUAUACAGUGGUAUUGUCACAUGCACAAAUUUAUAAAUCCAGCAACGAACUGAAAAAAAUUUAGUAUGCAUAUUUUUAAAGUGAAAAAUUUUUUUACAACCGAAUUAAUAAACAUUUAAAAGUAAAUUAUAAAACUAAAUUAAAUCGAUAAUAAUAAAUAAUCAUAAUUAUCAUAAUUAAUAGAAUUUACACAUUUUUAUAAAUGGCUAUCACAUUGUGCUCAUGUAAUCAUCAUAUAUGUAUUGUUUUUGUUUAAAAAAUGACAUAUUGUUAUAAAUAAAUCAAAUCGUUAAAAAUCAUACCGGUAAAAUAAUAUCGAUUUUCGUGUUCUCACAUUUUUUAUAUAAAAAUACGAAAUUGUAUAGAGAGUAUCGAUUAGUGUAUAGUCCACAAUAUUAAUUAAUUAAUUAAUUGAAUACAUCACCGAUAUAAGUUCUUAUGUUACAAUACUCCUGCGUUUGAAAUAAGCUGCCAAUUUCAUAUAAAUAUCGUUUUGUAUAACGGCUUAUAGAACGAUCUUAUAAAAUCUUGUAUAUAUUGUAUUGUAAUAAAAUAAAAUCAUUGCAAAUAAAAUAUUAAAUUGAU
Messenger RNA from Microplitis mediator, 5258 nucleotides. RefSeq names its product exportin-5 (gene Ranbp21). Gene Ontology annotation, biological process: protein export from nucleus; RNA export from nucleus. NCBI's taxonomy places the organism in Eukaryota, Metazoa, Arthropoda, Insecta, Hymenoptera, Braconidae. The transcript has 8 exons. Gene Ontology annotation, molecular function: RNA binding; small GTPase binding; nuclear export signal receptor activity. Gene Ontology annotation, cellular component: cytoplasm; nucleus; RNA nuclear export complex. The coding region runs from base 199 to 3834 and encodes 1211 amino acids. The record is from RefSeq and is a predicted model, not a curated record.